Molecule: messenger RNA, 1420 nt
Organism: Neomonachus schauinslandi (Hawaiian monk seal)
Lineage: Eukaryota; Metazoa; Chordata; Mammalia; Carnivora; Phocidae
Gene: PROCR
Product: protein C receptor
Exons: 4
Coding region: 176-901 (241 amino acids)
Biological process (GO): negative regulation of coagulation
Molecular function (GO): signaling receptor activity
Source: RefSeq, a predicted model, not a curated record
UAUAAGCCUGCUGCCUUCUUCCUCCUCCUAUCCCCUGGCCACCUUCCAGCCUCCUCCGUUCAGCCUCCUUCUCUUCCAGACAGUCCUCACUUCUUUCCCCCUAGGCUGCAGCCAGCUGGAGCCCCCUGCCUAUCUGAGCCAGGAGCCCAGGUGGGGUAAGAACCUCAGCCCCAGGAUGUUGACAACAUUGCUGCUACUUCUGCGUCUGCUGCUCCUGCCGGGCUGGGCCUUUUGUAGCCAGGAAGCCUCUGAUGGCCCUUGGAACCUCCACAUGCUCCAGAUCUCCUACUUCCGUGACCCCUAUCAAGUGUGGCACCGGGGCAACGCGUCGCUGGGAGGACUAAUGACGCACGUGCUGGAAGGCCAGGGCACCAACGUCACGAUCCUCCAGCUGCAGCCCUUGGAGGCGCCCGAGAGCUGGGCGCACACAGAGGACCGUCUGAAGACCUACCUGAAAGAGUUCCAAAUGAUGGUGCAGCUUGUGCACCAUGAGCGGCACUUGACCUUUCCUCUGACCGUUCGCUGCUUCCUGGGCUGUGAGCUGCCUCCUGAGGGCUCUCCAGCCCAAGUCUUCUUCGAAGUGACUGUGAACGGGAGUUCCUUUGCGAAUUUCCAGCCAGAGACAGCCUUAUGGGUAGCAGGGCCCCAGGCACCCUCCAAGGUGGUCACCUACACUCUGUAUCAGCUCAACUCCUACAAUCGUACUCGGUACGAACUGCGAGAAUUCCUGCAGGACACCUGUGUGCAGUACCUGCAGGAAUAUAUCACUUCGAAAAACUCAAAAGGGAGCCAAACAGGCCGUUCCUACACUUCACUGGUCCUGGGUGUCCUGGUGGGCAGUUUCAUCAUCGCUGGUGUGGCUGUAGGCAUCUUCCUCUGCACAGGUGGACGGCGGUGUUGAUUACUCUCCAGCCCCCCUCUGAAAAAGGGCUGGACUGAUGGGGGCUGUCAAGGGAAGAUCUCAGCUCAUGACAAAACCAAACAGAUUCCCCAUCUGGGACGUUAUAUCCCAGAAGGUUUGGCGUGGCAGCUCCUUUUCCCUGAUCUGCCCACCAAGAGUUUGGGGGAGGGGAAGGGAAGGGAGGAAGCUAGGUAGACAGAGUUCUUGGUUUGCUGAGCACCUAAGAACUUGCAUGCUUUGCUGAACUGGUCUGAGAAGCGAAUGCUUAUCUAUCUUUGUGGAAAACAGAUGAUGGAGUUGGGUGGGAGUGGGGGAUGUCUAUGACACAUCCUUCAUAGACAGAAUUACCUGAGGCAUUCAAAACACCUAACAAAUACGAGAAGUCUAUCCACAACCAAAAUAAGCAACAUUCAGUGCUUCCAGGCACAUCAGACUUGGGAUGGGACGCUGGUAAAAAUGGAGGUAGACAGAAAUGACCAGAGAAAUGGUGAAAGUGUAAAAUAUAAGUAAUAUGGGAGC